UUCAUCUGCCAUUUACACUGGAUCCACCAUGUGCAGAGAUGGCGGCACCUGAGGUACAGCUCUAUACAAAGGUCUUGAACAAGAAUAAAAACAGAAGUACCCAGUCUUUACUGGAGCCUCUCUUGGCCUCUGGAUUCUCUGUACAUACAGCGCUAAAAGCUUUGGCAGCUACUGGACAAAAGACAGUAGAAGAAGCAGCGAAGUGGUUACAUUCUCACUGCAAUGACCCUUCUUUGGAAGAUCCAAUCCCUCAAGAAUACGCCCUCUAUUUGUGCCCAACAGGCACAUUGAGUGACGUAUUGAUGGAGUUCUGGAGAGAAAGCAAACAUCAUUGCGGGAAAAACAAAGCCCAUGAUGUUUUCCCACACAUAACGCUUUCUGAAUUCUUUACGUGUGAAGACCAAAAGGUUGAUGGUUUAUAUGAAGCCUUAAAGAGAGCUGGGGACCGUUUUUCCAGUUGUUUCCCAGCGAUCAUCUCCCUAUCACUACAUUCCUCCACCACUUACAUCGGCUUCUUCGUUAGCGAUGCCCCAGCAAAUAUCCUCAAAUCGUUUGCUACGGCUUUUGCCACAGAGGCCAUGAUAUUAACAGAUUGCUGUGUGAAACCUUCAACCAAGCAACUCCAUCUUACAAUGGCCAACAAAUUUUAUCCUCACCAUCAAAAGACUUUGGAGCAACUGGCGAAAUUCAUCAAUCCUAAGCAAAGCUGCCAGUGGACAGCGACUCUGUAUUCCAGAGACAUGCGCUUCGUAAAUUACCAGGUUUUGCGGGCCUUGUUCCAGUAUAAGCCUCAGAACAUUGAUGAACUUAUGCUGAAUGCUGGAGAUCUUAUAUAUGUCAAUCAGACACAACAAAGUGAAGUUUGUGAUGGUUGGGUGAUUGGUAUCUCCCACCGAACUGGGUGCCAGGGAUUUCUUCCUGAAAAUUACACAGAAAAAGCCAAUGAGUCAGAUACCUGGGUCAAGCACAGAGAAUAUAUUUUCACUCUAGCUUCAGGACUGCCCCUUAAGAAUCAAAAUGAACCCUGCAUGAAACUAAAAAAUCCAAAUCCAACGCCAAGGAAUGUAGCCAAAACAGUUGCUCAUCAGCUGUUUGGGAAAAUGACAUCCCGGAGAGGCCUGUUAGUGAUUCGCCAUGGUGAAAGGGUUGAUCAGGUGUUUGGGAAGUCUUGGCUAGAGCAGUGUUUCGGUGCAGAUGGAAAAUACUAUCGAGCAGACCUAAAUUUUCCCUCUAGUCUACCGAACCGAAAAGAAAGCAUCAAGGAUUAUGAAUGUGAUCCUCCUUUAUCAUGCUGUGGUGUAUUCCAAUCUAGACUAAUUGGUGAAGCCCUGCUAGAGAACGAAGUGAUGGUUAGCUGCUUAUACUCUUCUCCAGCACUGCGUUGUAUCCAAACUGCUCAGCAUGUGUUGGAAGGGCUUCAGCUGGAACAAAAAGUUAAGAUUCGUAUAGAACCUGGACUCUUUGAAUGGACGAAAUGGGAGACAAACCCAACCGUUCCUUCUUUUAUGACAUGGAGAGAACUGGCUGAGCUCAACUACAGUGUAGAUACCACGCACAAAUGUACUCUUCCUCUUUCUUGCCUGAACCCAUCCGAAGGCUAUGAGGACUAUAUUAACAGAUGCUCUGCGAGUGUGAAACAGAUUGUUGGGUCCUGUGCAACCGAAGGCACCAUCCUGAUCGUUGGCCAUGGCUCAUCUCUGGAUUCCUUCACUCGGCCAUUAUUGGGUCUCCCAGCCAGGGAGAGCAGUGAUUUUGCCCAGUCUGUUCGAAAGAUACCGUCACUGGGCAUGUGUUUCUGCGAAGAGCUUAAAGAGAAAAAAUGGCAAAUGAUUAACCCACCAAUCAAGAUGUUAACCCAUGGAGCAAAUGCUGCAUUUAAUUGGAAGCGCAUCCUUCUGGAGAAUUAA
Messenger RNA from Elgaria multicarinata webbii, 1907 nucleotides. It is a transcript of the gene UBASH3A, whose product is annotated as ubiquitin associated and SH3 domain containing A. Gene Ontology annotation, molecular function: protein binding. Lineage: Eukaryota; Metazoa; Chordata; Lepidosauria; Squamata; Anguidae. The transcript has 15 exons. Gene Ontology annotation, cellular component: cytoplasm. Gene Ontology annotation, biological process: negative regulation of T cell receptor signaling pathway. Bases 39 to 1907 code for a protein of 622 amino acids. The record is from RefSeq and is a predicted model, not a curated record.